Lampris incognitus (smalleye Pacific opah) is the source of this 2000-nucleotide messenger RNA. It is a transcript of the gene gpr75, whose product is annotated as G protein-coupled receptor 75. The record is from RefSeq and is a predicted model, not a curated record. Gene Ontology annotation, cellular component: membrane. The transcript has 2 exons. Gene Ontology annotation, biological process: G protein-coupled receptor signaling pathway. The coding region runs from base 334 to 1971 and encodes 545 amino acids. NCBI's taxonomy places the organism in Eukaryota, Metazoa, Chordata, Actinopteri, Lampriformes, Lampridae. Gene Ontology annotation, molecular function: C-C chemokine receptor activity.
GCCAGCAGGCUGGGAACGCAGCGGUUCCCCCACGCCUGCGUCCGCCGGAGCGGAGGCGACUUCACGCCGGUUUUCUAGCGAGCAUCGGCGCUCGUUGGUUUUUUUUUUUAUUUUAAAUAAAAGAAAAGAAGAAGAAGGAUGGACGGAUCUUCAAGAGGACAAACCCCGUGUGGUUGCUUCUGCUGUGCGCGGAGCACGGAUGGUGCAGCACUCUACCGAGCAGGCACCAGUGGCGGAGGCAGCCAACACUGUCAUCCUCCCGUUAUCCGCCCGGACAGAAGGGUGAUGGUGUAACCGACGAGCCGGUGACCCCCGCAAAUCCCUGUUGGUACAAUGAACGCCACCGGCACGCCGCCGGACCCGGCGGAUGUGCCGAGACAGCAGAACUUCAACGGCACCUUGGGCCCGCAGGCCUCUUCGGGCUGGGCCGUCAUCCACACAGCUACCCUGACCUCCUGCUCCCUCCUCCUCAUCUUCAUCUUCUGCCUGGGCUCCUACGGCAACUUGGUGGUCUUCCUCUCCUUCUUCGAUCCGGCUUUUCGCAAGUUCCGCACCAACUUCGACUUCAUGAUCCUCAACCUGUCCUUCUGCGAUCUGUUCAUCUGCUGCGUGACCGCCCCCAUGUUCGCCCUGGUGCUCUUCCUCGACGCGGGGGGCGGGGACGGGGUGUCUAGGAGCUUCUGCUUCGCCUUCCACCUGACCAGCUCGGGCUUCAUCAUCAUGUCGCUGGAGACGGUGGCCGUCAUCGCCCUGCACAGGCUUCGCAUGGUUCUGGGUCAGCAGCCAAACCGUACAGCCUCCUUCCCCUGCACGCUGGCCCUCACCGCCCUGCUGUGGACGUCUAGCUUCACCAUGGCCGCCCUGCUCACCGUGCGCGCGUACCCUCGCAAAGACGGACCCUGCUUGCCCCACUUUGGCCUGGUGAGCGGGCACGCUAGGGUAGUGCUGUACGUGUACCUGGCAGACUUCGCCUUCUGCGUGGCCGUGGUGUCGGUGUCCUACAUGAUGAUCGCUCAGACACUGAGGAAGAAUGCGCAGGGGAGGAAAUGUCCCGUCAUCACUGUAGACGCCACGCGCCCCCUGCCUCCGCCGGGUGCGCCGGGCCUCGAAGGGACGCAGUGCGCCGUCCCGGCGCCGUCGCUCUACCGAAACCAGAGCUAUAACAAACUGCAGCAUGUCCAGACGCACCCCUACACCAACCGAGGCGGGCAGCCGCGGGUGCCAGGUGCCGCCCAAGGAGCCACCUGCUGCCACCUGGUCUCCACGGUCAACCUGACCACGGCCAAGGACUCGAAGGCGGUAGUCACGUGUGUGGUGAUCGUGUUCUCGGUGCUCCUCUGCUGCUUGCCGAUGGGGGUUUCUCUGGCCCAGGACGUCUUGUCACAGGAGAGCAGUUUUGCGCACUACCAGUUUGAACUGUGCGGCUUCGUGCUCAUUUUCCUCAAAUCGGGCAUCAACCCGUUCGUGUACUCGCGCAACAGUGCGGGCCUCCGCCGGCGUGUGCUCUGCUGUCUCCAGUGGGUGGCGCUGGGCUUCCUCUGUUGCACGCAAAAGACCCGACUGCACGCGAUGGGGAAGGGCAGCCUGGAGGUCAACCGAAACAAGUCCUCCCAUCACGAGACCAACUCGGCCUACAUGCUGUCCCCCAAGCCUCACAGGAGGCUCGUGGACCAGGCCUGUGGGCCCAGUCACUCCAGGGAUUGCGCCGGCAGCCCAAGAGCCACCGGCGGGCGCAGACCUCGACCCCCCAGCACCUCCACGCCAAUCAACACCCGCAUCGAGCCCUACUACAGCAUAUACAACAGCAGCCCCUCAGCCGGGCCCAGCUCCCCCAACAGCCUGCAGCCGGUCAGCUCUCAGACCUUCGGCUUUGCAAAGUCCUACAUAGCCAUGCACUACCACACCCACCAGGAAGCACUGCAGGACUUGGAAAGCACCUCCGUGCACCAGAUCCCCAUUCCCUCUGUCUAGUCGACCGGGGGGGGGGGGGGUUUGGACAA